AUGGUGUGUUUCACGCAUGCAUGGACUGCGGGAUGCUUGCUGACAGGAUGGAAUGCCGGAUGCGCAUCUGGCAUAGAAUCUGGCCAAAGUGAAGCCAGGUUUGUCGUUAUUGCCGCCGAUGGCUCUCUGCACCAUGAGAGCGGCAGCCCCUUGGAAAGUCAGCCCCUGUACAGCUCCGAAGGCUCGGCAAUGUCGACGGCGGUGGCGGACGUGAAUGUGGGCAGCACCGCAAGUGCAAGGAAGCUCAGCUCCCUUAGUGCCUCGGCCCGGACUAGAAUUAACGUGCCUUUCGUUCCUGUGUUCUGUAGCAGCUUGGGUCUUUGA
This is a messenger RNA of Symbiodinium sp. CCMP2592, 324 nucleotides long. The record is from the annotation of a GenBank genome assembly. Lineage: Eukaryota; Dinophyceae; Suessiales; Symbiodiniaceae.